CAACUCGAUGAGGCUUUAUACGAAGCUACCGACAAUAAACAUCUGGAGACCGUUAAGCUUCUUUUGGAGUUCGGUGCGGACCCAAACGUCGAGGGUCCUAUUUACGGGUUCGCAUUAGCAGCUAGCGCGUACGAUGGCACGAUGGAGAUCAUGAAAGCCCUGCUAGACAAAGGAGCUGAUGUCAAUAAACGUGGAGGGGACUAUGGUACAGCUCUUCAGGCGGCUGCAUGGUUCGGCGAUGCCGACAACGUGAAGUUAUUACUGGAUCGUGGAGCCAAAACCAACACUGCACCCAUUGGUUACUACGGCCAUGAACUACAAGCUGCCGUGCAUACGGGUAAUGAAGCCACCAUU
This is a messenger RNA of Bipolaris zeicola 26-R-13, 354 nucleotides long. RefSeq lists its product as uncharacterized. The record is from RefSeq and is a predicted model, not a curated record. The transcript has 5 exons. Lineage: Eukaryota; Fungi; Ascomycota; Dothideomycetes; Pleosporales; Pleosporaceae. The annotation marks the transcript as partial. Gene Ontology annotation, molecular function: protein binding.